AUGACGGUGACGUACACGGCCCGUGUGGCCAAUGCACGUUUCUGUGGCUUCUCCAAGCUACUGCUGGCCUGGAGGGGUAGCAUUUAUAAAGUCCUGUACAAAGAAGUGCUGGCCUUUUUCAUCAUGUACACCGGCAUCAGCAUUACAUACAGAUUUUUUCUUUUGGAUGAGCAGAAGAGGUACUUUGAGAAACUCUCCAUUUACUGCAACCACUAUGCCAGCCUCAUUCCAAUGUCUUUCGUUCUAGGGUUCUAUGUGACACUGAUAGUGAACCGCUGGUGGAGUCAGUACACAUCCAUCCCCCUGCCGGACAGCAUCAUGUGUGUGUUGUCGGGGGGCCUGCAGGGCGGAGAUGAGCGUGGCCGACUCCUCCGCCGCACACUCAUGCGCUAUGCCAGCUUGGCCUCCCUGCUCAUCCUGCGCUCUGUCAGCACUGCCGUCUUCAAACGCUUCCCCACCAUGGACCAUGUGGUGGAAGCAGGUUUUAUGACGCGGGAGGAAAGGAAGAAGUUUGAGAGUUUACAUUCUCCCUAUAAUAAAUACUGGAUCCCGUGUGUGUGGUUCACUAAUCUGGCCGCUGUGGCUCGAUCUGAGGGCAGAAUCAAAGAUGACAACACUUACAAACUGCUGCUGGAGGAACUCAAUGUGUUCAGAGGGAGGUGCAGCAUGCUGUUCCACUACGACAUGAUCAGUGUGCCUCUUGUCUACACACAGGUGGUGACACUGGCCGUCUACAGCUUCUUUCUCGUGUGUCUGAUUGGCCGGCAGUUUCUGGACCCCAGCCAGGGUUACCCAGGUCAUGACCUUGACCUCUAUGUGCCCAUCUUCACCCUGCUCCAAUUCUUCUUCUAUGCUGGCUGGCUGAAGGUGGCAGAACAACUCAUUAACCCAUUUGGAGAGGAUGAUGAUGACUUUGAGACCAACUGGCUCAUAGACAGGAACUUCCAGGCGUCUAUGAUGGCAGUAGAUGAGAUGUAUGGAGACCUGCCCAUGAUGGAGCGCGAUCGUUACUGGAAUGAUUCAAACCCCCGGCCGCCGUACACAGCCGCUACACUCUUCGUCCUGCGCAAACCCUCCUUUCAGGGCUCCACCUUUGACAUGGCAAUCCCCAAAGAGGAGAUGCACUUUCAGCCACUGGAGGAGAUUGCCGAGAAUCUGGAAGAAUCUGUAAACCGGAAUCGCAACCUUGCCCUUUUCAACCGCCUCUUAAGCUCCGCCCCCUCUCCUACUGGCUUUGUGGGCGGAGCCUUCCGCAGAACAUCUGCCCAGCUGCAGCGUUUGACACAUUCUGUCAGCCCUGAUCCCUCCUACUCAGACGGGGAGGAAGAGGCAGAGGGCUGUGUAGGGCGGAGUGGAGGUGCAGGUGGGUCACUGCCGUCUGGAUUGGGACAGGAUACCCAGAGCACCAUCUGCAGUUGUGGAGGAAUCAAUCCUGCUUUGCCUGUAAACAAGUUUAAUGAGGGAGUAAAUGAAGACGGACCAAAGAACUUGCAUAAGAAGACAGAGGGAGAUGAAACGGAGAAGAAGCAAUUGCCAGUGCCAAAGGUAACAGCACCUUUACCAAGAGAACCUUCGGGCCUCAACCAAGGAAGACCACUUGAGAGACUCAAAGCUGCCCGCUCAAGUGCUUUUAAUCUGGGUACGAUAAAGCCCCCAGCUCCCACCAACCGAUCCAUACCAGACUUCUUCUCCUUCCAGCCAAUUGGAGACCAGGCCAGGGUCCUGACCCCGACGACCAAUGGCAAAAUGCCGUCAGGUAUGUCGCUCUUGACAGUUCCGAGCUUUGAUAUUCCAUCAUUCCCUGAGGUAAGGGAUCCAAAAUCACCUCCUGAAGAACAUACACAGCGCCUACGGAGCAUCAGCGUGGGCUCAGAGGUCGUCAGCUCGUCUAACAAGGCAUGA
Pygocentrus nattereri (red-bellied piranha) is the source of this 1902-nucleotide messenger RNA. RefSeq names its product bestrophin 2 (gene best2). The record is from RefSeq and is a predicted model, not a curated record. Lineage: Eukaryota; Metazoa; Chordata; Actinopteri; Characiformes; Serrasalmidae. Bases 1 to 1902 code for a protein of 633 amino acids. Gene Ontology annotation, molecular function: chloride channel activity. The transcript has 9 exons.